CUCACGCAAGCCUCCUGGGCGGGGCUGACUCUCCUGCCCCCAAGUCCCCAGCCCACCCCAUCCGCCGGGACGGAAGUCGGAGGACCGUUCGGCCGCCUUCCUUCUCUUCCCGAACGAGCAGGCAGCGCAACGGAGCGACAGCGCCCCAUAAAGUCCGACUCUGCCCAGCGGCGCCCCUCGCCUCCCAGAGGGCGGCCUCCUUCCAGCCGCAUCCCGGGCCGGCGCCCUUCGCCCCAGGGGGCCAUGAAGCGGGCGAGCACUCUGCGUCUGCUCUCGGACCUGAGCGACUUCAGUAACGCGAGCCAGCUCCGCCAAGUGCUGGCGGAGGAGCCUCUUGCCCGGGUCCGCUCCAGCCCCGACGGCCGCCACCUGCUGCUUCUGCGCCCCCCAAGCUCUCCUGCCCCACUGCUGCUGGUGUCCAGGAAAGGGGCGGGGCUGGGGCCGGAGCCCUCCUGUCCGACUGGCCAAGGCCCAGUGCUAGAAGCCUUCUUUCUCCAGUGCCCAGGCUGGGCCGGCGGCCCACGUCCUGUACUUGCCGUGGUGUGGGCCAGUGGGCGGGCUGAGGUGUGGGGCACUGGAGUGCACCCAGAAUGGCAGCUGCUCCAGCAGGCCGAAUUGUGUGUGAGUAGCAAGGCCAGGGUGGUGGCCGCAGCGGCUCUGGGAAACCGGCUGGUGUGGUGUGAGGAGCGGCCAGGCGGCACCGAGGUAGCCGCAGGAUCGGUGCAGGCUGCCUUCAGUCACUGUGUGUGCACCCGGGCUCUGGAGCCCCACGGGGAGACCGGUGUCAUUCUGAGUGCCCCCAAGAUCCUGCUGCACCACUGUCCUCAUUUCCAGCUGCUGGCCUCCCGUUCUGACUUCUUCAUGGUGCCCACAGCUGCCACCUGGCCCAGUGUCGCUCACAUCUUGCUCAUCUGGUACCCAGGUAAGGGCAGGGUCACUGUGGCUGUCCCUGCUCACAACCUUACUCAUAGCAGGAACUUGAGCCCUAAAGGCAGGGACUCCUGGGAUUUCAGGUCCCUGAUUCAGAGGGUACCAGGACUGCUUUCUGGUGGGGAGCCCCUAGACAUCCACACCUGUGCCUCUGCCCAGGGGAACCUGCUGUUGCUGAGCCCAGAGGGGGCUGUGAGUCUCAUCCGGAGGGAUGGAGGAGCUAGAGCGGUGGGUAUCUUGGGGUGCGGGCUGCUUAGCCAGGAGGUUCCAGUGUCCUUGGGUAUCUUCAACAACACUUUGGCCUGUGUGCUCGGCUCUGGACUCGAGCUGCUGGACCUGGGCAGUGGACGGCUUCUAGAAAGAAAAGUCUUAAGUACCGACGGAGUCCACCUUCUGGAGCUCUCAGCCCCAGGGAUUAAUGAAGGAGAGGAAAAUAAAGGUGCGCUGAGGCUGCUCUCUGCAGGUGGCCUAUUUUGUAUGGCCUGGGAGAUGAGGAGAGAGGUUGAAUGGCUAAACUCUGAGGACUUAGUGUUUGAGGAGGCCUGUGGCUACUACCAGCGUAGGAGUCUUCUGGGAGCCAAACUCACAACUGAUGAGCUGAGAAGAGGUAGCACUUUUAGAGCUCCCCUGGCCCUAGCUGCUGUUCUCCAAGGUCACCAACCCCCAACCAAACUGCUGACUGAUUUGCAAGCUGAGCUAAGGGACUACCACGGCCUAGAACGGCUCAAGACCCGACUAGUGGCUGGGGAUGGGCAAGAGGAAGGCUGGAUGGAGCUGGCUGAACGGGAGGUAGAGCGGCUGCUUCGGUCAGAUCUGACAGGGGACAAGCUGUCCCAGCUCAAUGCUGUGUUUUCUGUCUUCCCUGCUGCUGCUUGGUGCUCUGCCCGCCGUGCCCUACGGCUGCAACUGGAUGAAGCUGGCCAGCUGAAGUCCCAGGCCCCUCCGGACUUGUGGAAGAAGGUGCUAGUGGACACAGCGGCUGAUGGGGCACUACCCCCCUUUGAACUCCUGUGUCAGUGCCUUUGUCGGCUAGAGCCAUGUUGGUUGCCACCCUUUGUAGAACUGGCACAACAGCAGGGGGGGCCAGGUUGGGGGUUAGGAGCUGGGGGCCCAGGGCCACCUUUAUACCGACGGGCAUUGGCUGUGCUGGGUGACUGGGCUGGAGCCAGGGCAGGAGCUCUAGAGCUAGAGCUACUCUUGGGAAGUGGCCGGCCCAAGGCUGUGCUCCAGGCCAUAGGGCAACUAGUUAAGGCUAGACAGUGGGAACGGGUGCUGGACGCAGGCCUGGCCCUGAGCCCAUCCAGCCCCUUGCUGCAGAUGGAGAUCUUCAGUGUCCUAGUAGCUGAAUUUGCUCAGCAUCGCCAAUUAGAUGCCCACGUGACUCGCCUGCGCCGCCUGUGCCCACCAGACUUGACACCCACAGACCUCUUGCUCCUGCUGAAGAGAUACCUGCCAGAUGAAGAGGGGCCUCCAGCCCCAUUCCCUAAGGUGGGAGCCGACCCCCCACUCACAGUGGGGCUCCUGAGAGGCCUGCUAGAACAAGCCAAAUGUGAAGCACAGACUCCAAGCCCCUAUGAAGAUAUCCUAUGGGACUCCAGCCCCUUUCCUCCCCACCCCAAGAGCAGGCAAUACACCUCUCAGGCCCAGAGUAGCCAGAGCUAGGAGCCUGGGGCCAGGUGUUCAAUGGAACUGACUCAGACUGAGACUUGGGGCCAAGAGGUAUGGUGAACCUGAGAGGGAGGGGUCUAGUCAGUUUUUCCACUCUCUUAUCAAAGGGAGGGGCUCAGGAUUCCCUUCAGAGAUGCCAAGGGUAAUUCAUGGUAUGGUCCUCUUUUCCUCAGUGUGUGCAAUACUCUUCUUUCCUGGGGAGAUUUUAAAUACAUACAAGUAAGGGAAGCAAGAGUGAUAGUGUCUGUAUGUGAUUGAAGAGGUGUGGGGGUAUUGACGAUUUGGUAAGUUGGAAGUGCUGUUCCCAAGGCCACCAUCUGCUCAGUUCAUUACAAGGAGCCUUUCCUUCUCUGACCCUUCCCUCCCCUCUGUGGGUUUGUCUUCUUACCUACUAAUGGAACUGUCCCAGGGAAGGGGGAAGAGAGUGCGGAAACCAACUAGAGAGGGAAAGAACCCUUCCAGUAGAAGCUCCCAGGAUGAAGAUGGACUUUAGGGAGGGUGGUGUCUUGUACCAUAGGAAUGAGAAAGAAAUGUUACUACUCUUAGCAAGAACAAGGAUUCUGGGAAGUCAAAACCAAGUUCAUAGUUCUUCCAGCCUCACUUCCCAGAAAAUAGAAGUAAGGUCCUAGAAGUGCUGAGCCCAGUUAUAGGCUUGAAGAGUGUCAGGUUGACAGAAACCAUCAAUGGCCCAUCGCCUUGUCCCCCUUCCACCUUAGUUCUUAGCCCCAGAGCAUCCACCAGCCCCUGGGUCUGAGGUCUGAUCACAUGGAUUUUGAUGUAGAAAAAACAGUAACUCAGAAACCUGUAAGUGCUUGGACCAGAAAGGGGAGUGAGUAUCCCAACCUCCACUUAGGCCUGUCUCUCCUAGGUGGCACAGUGGAUAGAGCACUGGACAUAGAGUCAGGAAGACCUGAGUUCAAAUUUGGCCUUAAGACAAUAGCUGUGCAACCCUGGGCAAGUCUUUUAUU
Dromiciops gliroides (monito del monte) is the source of this 3566-nucleotide messenger RNA. RefSeq names its product HPS6 biogenesis of lysosomal organelles complex 2 subunit 3 (gene HPS6). The transcript has a single exon. Gene Ontology annotation, biological process: lysosome localization; protein localization to membrane; organelle organization. The record is from RefSeq and is a predicted model, not a curated record. Gene Ontology annotation, cellular component: lysosomal membrane; BLOC-2 complex. NCBI's taxonomy places the organism in Eukaryota, Metazoa, Chordata, Mammalia, Microbiotheria, Microbiotheriidae. The coding region runs from base 244 to 2592 and encodes 782 amino acids.